This is a messenger RNA of Lachancea lanzarotensis, 1539 nucleotides long. It is a transcript of the gene HCM1, whose product is annotated as LALA0S02e07250g1_1. Gene Ontology annotation, molecular function: DNA-binding transcription factor activity, RNA polymerase II-specific; RNA polymerase II cis-regulatory region sequence-specific DNA binding. Bases 1 to 1539 code for a protein of 512 amino acids. The transcript has a single exon. NCBI's taxonomy places the organism in Eukaryota, Fungi, Ascomycota, Saccharomycetes, Saccharomycetales, Saccharomycetaceae. The record is from RefSeq and is a predicted model, not a curated record. Gene Ontology annotation, biological process: regulation of transcription by RNA polymerase II.
AUGGACAGCUGCGCCGUCGAUACCCGCGUCAAACGCAGAUCGAGCUGCGAUGUCGCGGAAACCCCGGCCUUGACACCGCCAAGCUCGACCAUUAGAAAACCAGGAACACCAGUGAAACGCACCAAGAAGUCACACCCACUUUCUCCUGCACUUUCGUCGCCAAUCAGGCCGCAAAAGACGCGGAAAUUGUCGCAGAAGCCAGAAACCCAUUUGAUCACCACCAGAUCUUCCAAUUCACAGACUUUAGAGGAGCUGAUAGAGACCUUCACUGACGAAAAACGGCUUGCGCUGCUCCAAGAUUCUCAAAAAAAGCCACCAUUUUCUUACGCAAUGCUCAUUGGGUUGGCCAUCUUGCAGUCUGAGGAAGUGAGAUUGACAUUAUCCCAGAUCUACCAAUGGAUCACGCACCAUUUUCCUUUCUACAAGCUGUCUGACUAUGGCUGGCAAAACAGUAUUCGUCACAAUUUGUCACUUAAUGAAGCAUUUGUGAAAGGUGACAAAUCUUCUGACGGCAAAGGUCACUACUGGCAAGUUAAAUCGGGCUGUGAAGGCAAAUUCUUUAAAAGCGGACAAUCAGACGAAGAGACCAGACGCAAACUCUCUCAACUUUGUUUGAAUGUCUUGGCCAUAACAGCUGUUGCCCAAGAGAAUGCGCCCGUGACAGCAUCGCUGGCAUGUGAAUUGUUUACCCACUCAGGAACGCAAGAAGAAAAACGCAACUCGAAGAAGAAAAAGUUGGAAGAGCCCUGUGAGCUAGAUAUUUCUACCGAUGAAGACAGUGACCGCGACGACAAUGACGACAACGAUGAAAGCUUGCACUACCCUGGGCUGAACGCUCCUUCCUCGCCAUCUCCCUUCGAUACAAAUCGCGUUUCCGACGACCAGGAUGCGUUCAUAGAUGGUCCGAUAGUGGAGUUUCCAGGCACUGAGCCGUUUUCAAAACACAAGAUUGAUCCAGAUUAUCCUUGGCGCGAAGCUAGCAUUAACUUCACGCCACGUCGGGAAACUAAAAAAUAUUCCUGUUCUUUCAACACUAGUUUCGACGGCUCACCUCAUGUGAAAACCCCCAAAAUGAUUUCGUCACCUUGGGGCAAGUUCGGCUCCCCUGAGCCUCAACAAAUGACGUCGAGACCCAUGACAGGGUCAUUGGACUUGCUGAAGACGCCGCAGGUCAGCAAUCCGCCAGCAAGCACCACAGACACGCCACGCGACAUCCAUUCCAUGCGAAAAUGGCGUACACCUUCGGCAAUGGUUGACGACUUUGCACGGUCUCCGGUCUUAAUCACCACUUCGUCACGUACACCUAUGUUGCUGGGGGACCACGGAGCCGCGAAUGAUGGCAUUGCAGACCGAGGUGCACCAUUGAGCGCAGAGUCUAACUCUUUCUUCGAAAACAUCCGCUACAGCUCGGGCUUGUUUGGCGUCGACGUGUGCUCGGUCUGGAAAAGAGCCGUAGAGAGUGCACACGACACGACGACCGCGCAGGCUGCUGGUCCACAUAACAAGCUCGACACACCGUUCAGAGCUUUCCACGAUUAA